Messenger RNA from Malaclemys terrapin pileata, 1110 nucleotides. RefSeq names its product probable G-protein coupled receptor 33. The record is from RefSeq and is a predicted model, not a curated record. Gene Ontology annotation, molecular function: G protein-coupled receptor activity; complement receptor activity. NCBI's taxonomy places the organism in Eukaryota, Metazoa, Chordata, Testudines, Emydidae. Gene Ontology annotation, cellular component: plasma membrane. Gene Ontology annotation, biological process: complement receptor mediated signaling pathway; inflammatory response; positive regulation of cytosolic calcium ion concentration. The transcript has 2 exons. The coding region runs from base 61 to 1110 and encodes 349 amino acids.
AGACAAACAGACACUUUGCUGGGCAAACACACACCAUCCGAGUCUCUGCACCUGGGUACCAUGGAACAAGAUAUCUCGGCACUCCCACCAACCACAGUGGCAAAUUCCAGCAAGACCACAGAGACCAUGAAGACUGCUCACCUUGCCUCUGCUGUGUUGCUCUUCAUCGCCUUCCUGGUGGGUGUGGUUGGGAACGGGCUGUACCUGUGGGUGCUGGGGCUGAAGAUGAGGAGGACAGUGACCACCCUCUGGUUCCUCCACCUGGUCUCCUGCUACCUCCUCUUCACCCUGCUGAUCCCCUUCUUUGCCAUCUACAUCCUCCUGGAUUUCCGCUGGGUCUUUGGCAUGACCAUGUGCAAGCUUCUUAAUGCCUUUAUUUCCAUGGGCAUGUUCUCCUCCGUCUUCCUUCUCACACUCAUCAGUCUGGACCGCUACACCCUCACUCACCAUCCCAUUUGGUCCCGGAAUCACCGCACCAUGCCCUGGGCUUGGAAGCUGGCUGUGGGAGUGUGGCUGGCCUCCUUCGGUCUCAGCACUCCCUACCUGGCUUUCCGGGAGACCCGCGUGGUGGAUGGGGGCAGGAUAGCCUGCAUCAAUAAUUACAACAUCUCUGGAGACUGGAAUGGAGCCAAGACGCAGGACCUGGGCAGAAGGGUCCACAUGGCAGUCUUCAUGGUCCGGUUCCUGCUGGGUUUCCUGAUGCCCUUCUGCACCAUUGUGGGAUGCUAUGUCCGUGUGGGGCUGAAGAUGAAGGAGAAGAAGCUGGCGUGGGCUGGAAAGCCCUUCAAAGUUAUGGUGGCUGCGAUGGUUUCCUUCUUCCUCGGCUGGCUGCCAUACCACCUCUACCAUGGCUUGAAGCUCUAUGAGAAGGAGGUGCCAGAGUCAGUGACGGGUACCCUCUUGGUCAUUUACACCUUCACGUCCUGCUUCAAUGCCUCCUUCUCCCCCAUCCUUUACCUCUUUGUGGGGGAGAAGUUCUGGAAGGUCUUCAAGACGUCUCUUUUCACUCUGGUCAAUGCAGCUUUUGUUGAUGAUCUCAGCAGCAGUGCCCCUGCGUCUAGUGCAAGACAAGGGUCACAAGUCAAGAACACAAAACAGGAAAUGGUCUGA